AUGGCGAAAAAGAAGACAAAAAAAGUGGCCUCUCAUCGCGGUGUUGCUACUGUAUCGACGCCGUCCAAAAAACCAUCCACAACGGACGAAAAAGUCGAGUCCACCACGUCAGUCACUCCAGCAGUGGUUGAAAUAGAACAACCUCCAACAGCAGCUUCAUCGACCAUCGAGGAGCAACAGGACAAGCGCAGCCUUCUUCAAGAACAAAAGGAUCCACUGCUGAACCUUGCCAAAAAGUAUGAAUCGCUCAACGAUCAUAAAGCGCAGCUCAUGUUGGACCGUCUGACAAAGAACGAUUCAGAACAAGCACUUUUAGAGGAACGCCCCGUCAAGAAAUUUCGACUCUCUGCAGAUAUUGAAAAAACAUUGCUUCCAAUCGUCAAUGCCAACACACAGCAUGGACGGCUUGAUGGUCAGUGCUCACUUUGCUAUACUGUUGCAAGUCAACAAGCAAAGGAAAAAGGGAUAGCUCAACUCGAUGUCCUUUAUAGAACGUUGCUAAAACUAGGCUUUGAUGAUUGCGAUAUAGUUGCUUCUUUCAGUGCCACUUUGGCCGAUACCAUAGAAGAACACCUCGAUUGGCUUUGUGUCCAUGUACCUUAUGAAAGAAUGCCCGUUGGAUUUUUUGACAAGUACUUUAAAGACGAAGAAGACGAUGCAUUGAUAUUAGUGCACAACGCGCAAAAUGGCAACGAGGCAAGCACCCCGAGUCCAUCCGCCAUAACAACGACAAAAGAACAAGACAUCAAGGUGACUUUACCCGAACGUCAGAGUAGCGACAGACAGGACAAAGCAGCAGCCAUGUCUGAUAUCAAAGCACGUAUUUUGCAAGCAGCACAAGACUACAUGGAUGAAGAGGAAAUCGACGUCAAUGAACAAUACGCGUCCUUGAAAUUACAACUCUCAGUCAUUGAAAAGCAAUCGCCGAAUAAUCACAACGCUGGUAAAAAAGGGAAAAAGCCUAAAAAAACGACGACCGUAGAAGAAGAAGAAGAAGACCCUCCAAAGGUUCUCUCGGACGCUGAAUGGGUCCGCGUGCAGAAGGAUAUCCGAAAGCUAAAGGACAAGAUGGCCAGUCUGGAAGCGGAUUGGGACUUUGACCCACAGAAAGCAAUGGCCAUCUAUCACCAACACCUGGAAAAAAUAGCCAAUGAAAACCGUCAACGACAAAUCGAAGCAAGAGCUUUAUUGAAGAAGCAAAAGCAGGAAGAAGAAGCGAGAGAAGAGUUGAAAAAAGAAGCCUACGUCAUCGUAGACCAUGACACUCUCCAUCACAACCACAGCCACGAGGAAGAGGACGAAGAAGGGCUCUUUGGAGGCUUACUGAUGGGAGAAGAAGAGGAAGAAGCGGCUUUGACAACAAACCCACCGUCGAUGGCCUGGAAUAUCAUUGAUCUCGAUCUACCUACAUCUUCCCCCCGUCGCUUACCCAAGGACGCCCUCCAAGAGCAUUGUAGGAAACACCAUCUUGGAAAGUCAACCUAUACUUCCACGUUGAGAGGAACAAAUAUUUGGACUUCCGCCUUGAUCCUCCAUUCCGUCAAUGACAGCACCGAACCUCUCUCGUUUGAGCUGCCAGAAGGGAUGGCUGCUACCACUCAACCAACUGCUGAGCAGUUGAUAGCCAUAUAUGCUCUUUUCAAACUAGAACCCAUGUCGUCUAUCUACAAAAUCUUUCCCGCUUGUUAUCAAGACGUAUGGUCAGCGUGGGCUGAAGAAAAGCGAUUGGCGGAAGAAGCACCACGCUUGGAAGCUGAUAAACGCAGAUUUGCUUUAUUGACAGAGAUCGUCGAGAAAGCUUAUCAUUCGAUAAGCGAGGACACCGACAAAAAAGAGGCACUCUUAUCUACAGAGGACCCAACUGUAAAACAAGAACAUGCCAUGACGCCAACCAAAUCUGAAAAACAAUUUGCUCAAGUGCGCGCCAACUUUAAAAGCCGUUUGGAUAAAAAGGAAUAUCUCUCGAUGAAGGAGAAACGACAGACGCUUCCUAUCUAUGCUCAGAGAAACGAAAUAUUAGAGUUGGUGAGACACCACCAAGUCUUGAUUCUGUCUGGCGAGACGGGUUGUGGUAAGAGUACGCAAGUUCCUCAAUUUCUGGCUGAAGAUCUCUUGUUAGGAGCAGGAAAACCAGGAACGGUCAUCUGUACACAGCCGCGUCGUAUUUCUGCCAUGUCCAUUGCUAACCGUGUCUCUUUGGAAAUGGGUGACCGCCCGAGAUCCACAGGCAGCCGAGAUGCCAUGGUCGGUUAUCAAAUUCGACUGGAAAGUAAAAUGUCGGCAGAAAAUGUUUUACUCUUUUGCACCACAGGAAUCUUGCUACGUCGAUUAGAAAGCGAUACAUACCUGAACGGCGUCACUCAUGUGGUGGUAGACGAAGUUCAUGAACGUACGCUGGAAAGUGAUUUCUUAUUAAUUGUGCUGAAAAAGCUGAUGGAUGUUCGUCGCGACCUAAAGGUCAUCUUGAUGAGCGCUACCGUCGAAGCAUCCAGGUUUUCUCACUAUUUUGGUGGUUGUCCUGUUAUUUCUGUUCCUGGAAGGACAUACCCUGUGCAUGUACGCUAUUUGGAGGAUGUCAUUGAGGAGACAGGCUACGUUCUCGAGGAGGAUUCCCGUUUUGCAUCAAGACGCAGUAAAAUCAAAACAGUGGAAGGACAUGUGUACGUUUCAGGAGGACAUGGUACUUCCAAAAAGGUUCACUAUGAUAUGUUUGAAGAAGACUCUGAUGACGAAGAUCCCUACGAUCCCACAAGAAUAGAGUCAAAACUCACCAUCGACGCCAGUGCAGCAGAUGUCGAUGAAGAAGAAGAAGAAAAAGAAGAAGAAGGGACGCAGUAUAGUAGACAGACACGAAAAACAAUAAAACGAAUGGAUGAUAAAAAGAUCAAUUAUGAUUUAAUUCUUCAGCUUUUGGAUUACAUCUGUCACCGUAAAGGUACAGCACCCUCGGGCACGAACCAGGAAGAAGAACCAGACGGACACUACAAACCGACAACCAAGGCCAACAUCCGUGAUAAAGGCGCUAUUCUUGUCUUCUUGCCUGGUAUCAACGAAAUUCGACAGCUUUAUGAUCUUGUAUCCAGUCAUCAUGACUUUGGCGACCCCAAAAAAUAUUGGUUGAUUGCUCUGCAUUCUACCUUGUCUUCUGAGCACCAAGAAAAGGCCUUUGAGGUACCUCCCGAUGGUAUUCGUAAAAUUGUAUUCUCCACAAAUAUAGCAGAAACAGGUGUUACUAUCAGCGAUGUGACCAUUGUCAUUGAUACCGGUAUGGCGAGGGUUGUCAGUUACGACGACAAGAAGAGAGUAAGCCGUUUACUUCAAAAGUAUGUAGCGAAAGCAAAUGCUCGUCAAAGACGCGGCCGUGCGGGUCGUGUUCAAGAGGGUAUAUGCUUUCACCUGUUUACUCAGGAAAGAUUUACCAUGAUGCCUGAUUAUGAAACGCCUGAAAUUCUUCGCUUACCCCUAGAAGAGCUUUGUUUGAGAAUCAAGGUCUGUAAGCUCGGUAGUAUUCGAGAUGUACUUGGCGCAGCAUUAGACGCACCUUCUGAAAAAAUGAUUAAUAAUGCCAUCUUGACCUUGCAGGAGGUCCAAGCAUUAACAACGGAUGGAAAAGAAUCCUUAACGCCUUUAGGAGCACAUUUAUCUCAUCUGCCAGUCGACGUUCAUAUUGGCAAAAUGAUACUCUUUGGUGCUAUUUUCCGCUGCUUAGAUCCUAUUUUGACGAUUGCUGCAGCUUUGAGCUUUAAAAGUCCAUUCAUCCGGCCCUUUGGCAAAGAAGAUGAAGCAGAUGCGGCGAGAGCUCGCUUCCAAGCUUAUCAGUCAGACUUUUUAACCAUUUACAAAGCAUAUACCAUUUGGCGAGACUACAUAUACCAGUUACAAGAGGACAAUGUAUCGAAAUCAAGCCUUCGAAGGAAAUUGAGGGCCUUUUGUAAAGAAAACUUUUUGAGUGAGCAAAAUUUGGAAAUGAUAGAAGAUAUGAAACGCCAGUAUUUGGGACUUCUUGUCAGUAUCGGAUUCGUGAGAAUGGGUCAUCAUGACCGUUUGAGGGACACUACCUAUGACCUCAAACGCUCACGCAUCCAGCUAUGCGAGGUUCCACAGGCGUACGAUGUCCAUUCUUACUCUGUUCCGGUCGUCAACGCCGCAUUAACAGCUGGUCUUUAUCCUAAGCUAGCUGAAUAUUUGCGCCCAUCCCAACAGUUUAUGAAUAAGUCGUUUGAGCUUCAAAUUCAUCCAUCCUCUGUUCUCUUCCAAAAGCAACAUACACUCUUGUCUGAUUUUUUGGUCUACCAUACUGUUGUUAUGAACAAAACAGGAAACGCCGUAAAGGACAAGAUUUUCAUGUGGGAAACAGCAUCUGUGGAUGCAGUAGCCGUCAUUCUAUUAUCCACGGAUCUGCGCAUCAAACACAAGCAACGCAGAAUCGUUCUAGACGAUUGGUUACAAUUUGAUUGCUUUGCAAGAACAGCAGUUCUUUUGAAAUAUUUACGAGCGGAAUUGAACAACUUGUUGGCAGAAAAAAUGGUCCAUCCGGAUAUGGAUUUCACACAUUACAAUGAAGAAGUCAUGCAUGCUUUAGUGCAAACCCUCGAGUCUGGAGCAUGUUGA
Molecule: messenger RNA, 4611 nt
Organism: Mycotypha africana
Lineage: Eukaryota; Fungi; Mucoromycota; Mucoromycetes; Mucorales; Mycotyphaceae
Exons: 19
Coding region: 1-4611 (1536 amino acids)
Cellular component (GO): intracellular anatomical structure
Molecular function (GO): RNA binding; ATP binding
Source: RefSeq, a predicted model, not a curated record